This is a messenger RNA of Trachemys scripta elegans, 1291 nucleotides long. RefSeq names its product histone H2A. Gene Ontology annotation, molecular function: protein heterodimerization activity; structural constituent of chromatin; DNA binding. The transcript has a single exon. Gene Ontology annotation, cellular component: nucleosome. Lineage: Eukaryota; Metazoa; Chordata; Testudines; Emydidae. The coding region runs from base 439 to 870 and encodes 143 amino acids. The record is from RefSeq and is a predicted model, not a curated record.
GCGAAGGCCUAAGGCCGCUCCUACCCAGCCUAGGGGAAAGGGACUGGGGAAGCAGCGAGAACGAGGCUCCUUCGUUCCGUUAUUGGCGCGUUGGCCUCUGUGCCCCCUUUGAAUUUGGCGCCCUGCCUUCCGAUUGGCUUAUUUUAGCAGCCAAUACACGCAUAAACCUUCGCUGGGUCGUGAGGCUAACCAAUCCCGGAGAGCCAUUCCUCUGGGCCGCCAACCAAUGGCAGAGCGCAGCGUCACUGUCCAGGGGGCUGGGUCUAGGGCUCCGCCGCAGACUAUAAAAAACCCCAAAACGUGCGGGGUGCAGGGUCGGUUCAAGCCAAGCGCGCUUCGCCUCGCCCUCAGACAGCGGGGUCAGCGCUGCCGCUAGCGCCUCCCCCAGUGCUGUUGGAACCGGCGACCGAGCCGCGUGCGUCGCUCCCCUUUCCCGCCAUGUCCGGCCGCGGUAAGAGCGGCGGCAAGGCCCGCGCCAAGGCUAAAUCUCGCUCGUCCCGCGCUGGGCUGCAGUUCCCGGUGGGGCGCGUGCACCGGCUGCUGCGGCGCGGUCACUACGCGGAGCGCGUUGGCGCGGGCGCCCCGGUGUACCUGGCCGCCGUGCUCGAGUACCUGACGGCGGAGAUCCUGGAGCUGGCGGGGAACGCGGCGCGGGAUAACAAGAAGACGCGCAUUAUCCCGCGGCACCUGCAGCUCGCGGUGCGCAACGACGAAGAGCUCAACAAGCUGCUGGGCGGCGUCACCAUCGCGCAGGGCGGUGUCCUGCCCAACAUCCAGGCCGUGCUGCUGCCCAAGAAGGCGGGCGGCGGCGGAACCGGGCCGGCCAAGAGCGGCAAAAAGGGCAGCAGCCAGCAAUCGCAGGAAUACUAGGGCCGGCCACGCGCCGCCGGCGGAGACUCACCCCCCCCCCCCCCCCCCCCCCUAAAGUCCCUUUUCGGGGCCGCCCGAAGGAGCUGCGGAUCCGUGGCCCGCUCGAGACAAAAGCGGGCUCCGGGGCGGGGAGAGCGCGAGGCCCCCGGCGCCUUAAGCUGGGUUGAGGGAGUUGGGCUUUCCCGCACGGGGAGGCGCAACAGUCACUGCCUAGUGGGGGGCGGAAGAUUUCCUUGGGCUCGAGCGGGGAAGCUGCCUGGGGUCCUCCCGCCCGGCUGCCCGUUGUACGAAUCGGGGGGAGCCCAGCCUAACGCUGCGCACGUGCCUGGGGCAGAGCAUAACUCGUGCCUUGAUAGUAAACUCUGCUGCUACCUCGAACCCUGGUGUUGUGCCCUUCGGGUGAAGCUGCUGCGUGCAAAGU